AUGCUUUUGUCUUUUGAAGAGUGGAUCAAGGAUUUGUUUACAAAUCAUCAAGGAUGGUUUCUUACUGCUUUAAGUUCAUUAAUGUGUAUCUUUGGAGCUGCUGUGAUAUAUUUGGACUUACUAGUACGAGUAUUUAACAAAAGAUCAAAAUUUGAUAUUAAAAGUAAUGAGAAAUUUUUAAUAUGUGGAUUUAGUUUAAGUAGUGGAUCAUUAUUAUUUACAUCAUUUUAUAAAUUAUUACCAAAAGCAUUAGAAUAUUUCCAAAAUGCAUUAAAUGAACAAGAAGAAUCAUCAAGUCAUAAACAUGGUGAUGGAUUAAAACCAAGUUUAAGUCUUUUAAUUUAUUUUCUUGUGGGGGUAUUCACUUGUGAAAUUUUAAAUUAUUUUAUUCAUCGUUUUACAAGUAAAAGUAUAAUUCAUUGUAAUCAUAGUGGUGAAAGUGAUGAAGAAAGUGUUGAUGAUCAUAGUCAUUCUGGUCAUUCACAUAGCCAUGGUGGACAUGGUGGACAUGGUCAUGAACAUCAUGAACAUGAACAUGAACAUGAACAUGGUCAUUCUCACUCAACAUCAAGUGAUGAUGAUGAUGGUGAUGAUAAACGCUCACAUGAUAAUCAUGAUCAUACAACAAGCUUCCAUGUUGAUGAAGAAUCUUUAAUUGCAAAUGAUAUACCCCAACAAUUUAAUUAUGGAUCAAAUGAUUUAUCAAAUCCUUUAGUUGUUCAUGAAACAACAAUUAUUCAACCAACUGAAACAAGUUCACCACAUAAACAAAGACCUUCAUUAAUUACACAAAAGAGGAAAUCAUUUUUUGAUCUUGCAUUAGGUAAACUGAAAAAGCAAAAUUCAUGUAUUGGUAUUGAUGAUGAAGAUUGUGAAGGUGUUGAGAAUUGUAUUAGUGAUGAAUUAACAAAUAAUGUUUCUAAUGAUUUACAUAAUUUGAAUUUCUAUAGAGGUUUAAAUAUUUCCAAAUCAAGACAAUCAAUAGUUGCUUAUACAUCAAAUCCUUCAUCAACUGGAUUGAAUCAAACUUAUCAACAACAUCAACAUCAGCUACAACAACAUCCACAUCAACAUCAACCAUUUGAUAUAGAAGCAACUUCAAAUACAGAUGAAAAUUUAUUAGAACAAGCUAAAUUAAUACCAGUAAAUCCACCAACAAAUAUUAGAUUAAGUACAGAAGCUAAUUUAGAUAAUCAUCAAAAACAUAAAGAUGAUCAUCAUCAUCAAGUUACAACUCCAAUUUCCAAAUUAUUAGCUAUUGGUUUACAAACUUGUUUAGCUUUAACAUUACAUAAAUUUCCUGAAGGGUUUAUAACAUUUGCAACUUCUAAAGCUGAUCCAAAAUUAGGAAUUUCAAUAUUUUUAUCACUAGCUAUUCAUAAUAUUGUUGAAGGUUUCAGUAUGACAUUACCAUUAUAUUUAGCUUUUAAUUCAAGAUUUAAAGCAUUCACAAUUACUUUCUUACUUGGUGGAUUUAGUCAACCUGUUGGUGCAGCAAUUGCAUAUUUAGCACUUUCAGGUAAAGAUAUUGAUAAAAAUGCAUCAUUUUAUGUAUUUGGGAUUUUGAUGAGUAUUACAUCUGGGUUUUUAUCUGUUAUUAGUUUACAAUUGUUCGCAAGCUCUAUUAAUUUUGGUGGUCAUACAAAUACUGUUAUAAAAUGGUGUUUAGUUGGUGUUGUUAUUAUUCAAAUUUCAAGCACAUUAACUGAGUAUAGUAGUUGA
Messenger RNA from Hansenula ciferrii, 1722 nucleotides. It is a transcript of the gene ZRT3, whose product is annotated as Zn(2+) transporter ZRT3. Gene Ontology annotation, biological process: zinc ion transmembrane transport. The transcript has a single exon. Gene Ontology annotation, cellular component: membrane. Bases 1 to 1722 code for a protein of 573 amino acids. Gene Ontology annotation, molecular function: zinc ion transmembrane transporter activity. The record is from RefSeq and is a predicted model, not a curated record. Lineage: Eukaryota; Fungi; Ascomycota; Saccharomycetes; Phaffomycetales; Wickerhamomycetaceae.